UGAGAAAAAUGUUUCCGGUUUUCUUCCUCAUUUUUGUAGCUGGGAGCGGAUGGACGUUCAGAUGUUACUCGUAACUCUGAUUGUAUUCAAAAGACAUUCACUUUAACCCUGAAAUCAUAUUUUACUCGGCCUGCCCGUUCGUCAAAUAGAAACUGCGAUGAACUAUUCUGACGAGGGCUCUGAUGGAUACUCAUCGAGUGAAGAUGCAGAUUAUGUCCCUUCAGAUGUCAGUGAGGAUAUUAUUAAUGUGUAUGAAAAGGAAGACCCUUCAGAUGAAAUUGACCUUGUCCCCCAUCCGAGCAACGUGACCAAAAGGAGUGUCAAGAAAAACAGCAGCACUUUGAGAAAGAGGCCAAAACAAGUGCUGAAAGAAAACGGAGAGGAGAAGAAUGGAGGUAGUACUGAAGAGGCUCAGUCACUCCAGGAAGAUGUGGAAAAACGGACACAAAUACAGAAUGAUGACGAAGCUUUACAAAAGAAACAAUCGGAUGACCUCUGGGCUCGUUUCUUGUCUGAUGUUGCCCCCAGACCUAAAGCAUCAAUGGCAGCUUUACCAUUUCACACCACAAAGGAGGCUCAUUCUUUGGCUUCUAAUGUUAGUUUGAGAACUGAAUCACAGGAAUCAGAUCCAGCCAAAGUCACCAUAGUUAAAGUUUUUGAUUUUGCUGGAGAGGAAAUCAGGGUGAAUAAAGAAGUAUUGGCAGACUCUAAAGAAGGAAAACUACAUCUAAAGAGCCAAUGUAAUAAAGAGAAGAUGCCUGAAAAAAAGCCCACACCACCACACCUGCCCACUUGUACUGGCCCCAGCAGUUCCAAGCGGCCAGCAGGGAUACCUAGUUUAUUGAGUCGUAUUGGGGGAAAGAAACAAAAAAUAAGCACACUGGAGAAGUCAAAGAUGGACUGGGAUGCUUUUAAAUAUGAGGAGGGCAUCACUGAGGAGCUGGCAAUCCACAACAGGGGCAGGGAUGGGUAUGUAGAGCGGAAGAAUUUCUUGGAACGUGUUGAUUCCAGACAGUUUGAGAUGGAGAAAGAAGUGCGUCUAAAAAACAUGAAACAUUCCUCUUGACCAUGGGAUGAGAAUUUCCCCCAUAAAGUGAGCUCCAAUGCCUCUAUUGGUGCAAUAUACUUUAUUGUUCAAAUGUUAGUUGUCUUAGUAUAAAAUAGUGAGAUAAGUCCAUUUUUUUUUUCUGCGUACCCCACAGUCUUAGUGUUUUUGUUUUUGUCUGAGAGCACACUCAAGUCAACCCUUGUGCUAUUUUAGAGCUGUGUUUCAAUGUUGAAUUCAAUUCAAUGUUUCUCAGUGAUUAUUCCUGUCUGGGAUCACGUUGACUAUUUUGUCAAAUCUAAACUUCUACUGUUCCCUCCACCUCCUAAAGUUGUGAAUACAGUAGCAUGUGUCCAAUUUUUAAUAACCCACAAAUCCCAUUUGAGUCCCUAACUAGCCAUAAUCACAGAACAUCAACAUAUUCCUAAAAUCAUAUGCCAUUUUUACUCCACACAGAAUAUAUCCUCCUAACAUACAAAUAUCCUAAAUCAAAUUUGUGUGCGGAAUUACAUUUAUUUGUAUGUCAUUCUCAUCACUGCAUUAUGGUUUGUGGUAAAGUUAGACGUUGUUGAUGUCAAAUUGAAAUGUGAUUUGGAGGUGUGUUGAGAAUAAAAGCCAUUGUCACUUAACUCUUUUGUUCAUGUUAGCUGGCAGAUUGCAUUUGAAAAGUGGCAUUCUCAUCACUUUAAAAUGGAUUAAAAUCUUUUAUUACCAUUUCAAAACA
Molecule: messenger RNA, 1769 nt
Organism: Syngnathoides biaculeatus (alligator pipefish)
Lineage: Eukaryota; Metazoa; Chordata; Actinopteri; Syngnathiformes; Syngnathidae
Gene: cfdp1
Product: craniofacial development protein 1
Exons: 7
Coding region: 158-1066 (302 amino acids)
Source: RefSeq, a predicted model, not a curated record